This is a messenger RNA of Guyanagaster necrorhizus, 620 nucleotides long. RefSeq lists its product as uncharacterized. The record is from RefSeq and is a predicted model, not a curated record. Lineage: Eukaryota; Fungi; Basidiomycota; Agaricomycetes; Agaricales; Physalacriaceae. Bases 129 to 335 code for a protein of 68 amino acids. The transcript has 6 exons.
CUUUCCUGGUAAUGCGUUCAGGCGAACGAAAUGGUUGGGAGGCCCGCGAUCCUCUCAACGCCGACAUCGACGGGACUAACCAUUGAUGUAUAGAACGCCAAUUUCUUCGUUCUAGCUCAAUGUUCUCCAUGUUAAAUCCGAAGCUCGUUUCGUUCCCUCGUCUGCGGACGUCCGGCAAUCACGCUUCAGGAUUCUCAUGUCAUGAAUCCGAGUUCCAUCCGACUAUUCUGAAUGCCAGCACGUCUAGCGUACUCAGUCCGACGCCAAGUACAGAUAUCCCGAUUCUAAGUCAGUUAUUUUUGUCUGCCGGACCCAUACUUCGUUCAUGUAAUUAACACUCGGCAUCUGUAUCACUUACAGGUUGCACGCAAUCGCAUGACGAAAGUUCUAAGGAGUUAGUUCUAUCUAUAAAUGUCACAUUAUUGAGCAGGCCGGCACUCUAACAUACCAGAACGCUAGGAUUCAAUGUAUCCAAACCCUCGUGUGCCCCACAUCAUAUAAUCGUUGCGUCGUACCAUCUCGGGACCCCCCCAGUGUGCCAUUACGAGGUACUUAUCCUCAACGUCUUCGCACAGUUGUCUCGGUAGCUUAUCUGAAAAGUGUCCAUGGGACGUUUCUAC